CUCAGAUUCUCAUCAGCUGGAUUGUCACAGGCUGAGCUUCUCCCAUGGCUCCUGCAGAUUUUCCAGCCUCCCUUCCUCUGUGUGUGUGUCUGCUGCUGGCCUCUGGCUUUGCCCAGGCAGGCAGGCUGCUGGUGGUGCCCAUGGACGGGAGCCACUGGUUCACCAUGCAGUCAGUUGUGGAGAAGCUCAUCCACAAUGGACAUGAGGUGGUGGUAGUCGUGCCAGAGGUGAGUUGGCAACUAGGAAAAUCCCUGAAUAUUACUGUGAAGACGUACUCAAUUUCUCACACCCUAGAGGAUUUAAACCGGGAGUUCAAGUAUUAUUCUGAUACUAAAUGGAAAACUCCAGAAGAAAGUAUGCUAUCUUUAAUGACAGGCUCAGCCAAAGGUUUUUUCGAAUUAAUGUUUUCAAACUGUAGGAGUUUGUUUAACGACAAGAAGUUAGUGGAGUACUUGAAGCAGAGUUCUUUUGAUGCUGUGUUUCUGGAUCCUUUCGAUGUGUGCGGCUUGACUGUUGCCAAGUACUUGUCGGUCCCAUCCGUGGUCUUUGCAAGAGGUAUAUUUUGUCACUAUCUUGAAGAGGGCACUCAAUGCCCCAGACCCCUCUCUUAUGUUCCCAGAAUUCUCUCGAAAUUCGCAGACACCAUGACUUUUACGGAGAGAGUGUGGAACCACAUCACCUAUAUGGAGGAGCGUGCACUUUGCCCCUAUUUUUUCAAAACUGCUACAGACAUUGCCUCUGAAGUUCUCCAGACCCCAGUGACUAUGGAAGACCUCUUCAGUCAAGUGUCCAUUUGGUUGUUACGCACUGACUUUGUGUUGGAUUUCCCUACACCUAUGAUGCCCAACAUAGUCCACAUUGGUGGGAUCAACUGCCACCAGGGAAAAUCACUUUCCAAGGUAUGCUAUUUCUCCUUUAGCACAUGAAGAGAGCCUUUGGUU
Molecule: messenger RNA, 941 nt
Organism: Myodes glareolus (Bank vole)
Lineage: Eukaryota; Metazoa; Chordata; Mammalia; Rodentia; Cricetidae
Product: UDP-glucuronosyltransferase 1A8-like
Molecular function (GO): UDP-glycosyltransferase activity
Source: RefSeq, a predicted model, not a curated record